Messenger RNA from Melozone crissalis (California towhee), 885 nucleotides. Its product is annotated as acrosin-like. Gene Ontology annotation, molecular function: serine-type endopeptidase activity. Gene Ontology annotation, biological process: proteolysis; acrosome reaction. Bases 1 to 885 code for a protein of 294 amino acids. NCBI's taxonomy places the organism in Eukaryota, Metazoa, Chordata, Aves, Passeriformes, Passerellidae. The transcript is spliced from 5 exons. The record is from RefSeq and is a predicted model, not a curated record.
AUGAAUUGGCUCGGCCUCUUUGUCCUGCUGACUGUGACCGGGCUGGCGCACGGGACAUGGGACACCUGCGGAUGGACUUGCGGCCUCCGACCCAUGGUGUCUGACUCCAUACCUCAUGAUGACAGCAUGACACGUGUCGUGGGUGGUGCAGAUGCCAAGCCAGGGGCCUGGCCGUGGAUGGUCAGCAUCCAACACCCCUGGUUACCACGCCUGAAACACAUGUGUGGAGGGUUCCUCGUCAGUACAGAGUGGGUCCUCACAGCAGCCCACUGCUUUAACAGGGUCAAGGAAAUUGGCAUCCUUAAUGUGGUGAUUGGGGCCACCCAGUUGACUCAGCCGGGCCCUGGGGCACAAGUGCGCAAGAUUAAGAAGCUAUUUCGUCACGAAAAAUAUAAGAGAAGUGAUACAAGUAAUGAUAUUGCCUUGCUAGAAUUGAAUGAGCCUGUCCAGUGCAGCCCUUACAUCCAGUUGGCCUGUGUGGCUGACCCCACCAUAAGAGUUUCAGAGCUGCAAAACUGCUGGGUUGCUGGUUGGGGUUUAACCUCAGAAGAAGAUGAAGACUCAAUUGAUCAGCUGCAGGAGGCCAAGGUCCAGCUCAUCGAUCUCCAGCUCUGCAACAGCAGUGACUGGUACGGAGGGUUGAUCCACACCCACAACUUGUGUGCUGGUUACCCGGAGGGCGGCAUCAGCACCUGCAAGGGUGACAGCGGUGGUCCUCUCAUGUGCCAGGACAACAACGCUGACCACUGGUGGGUUGUCGGAAUAACCGUCGGGGGAAGAGGCUGUGCCAGAGCAAAGCAGCCUGGAGUCUACACCUCCACACAGCACUUCUAUGACUGGAUUCUGGCCCAGAUGGGGCUGAGCCCAUUUGGAAGUGCUUCCUGA